This is a messenger RNA of Colletotrichum godetiae, 494 nucleotides long. RefSeq lists its product as uncharacterized. Bases 1 to 225 code for a protein of 74 amino acids. NCBI's taxonomy places the organism in Eukaryota, Fungi, Ascomycota, Sordariomycetes, Glomerellales, Glomerellaceae. The transcript has 2 exons. The record is from RefSeq and is a predicted model, not a curated record.
AUGAGUGUGAUGCUGACGGUGGUUUGCAAGACCGAGGGCGUCACGGUCCGAAACAUCAAGGAGCAGAGCGCCAACGGAACCAACAGCACCAGCGGGAACAGCACCGGGAACUCUACCAGCGGCGGUAGCGGGUCCAGCGGCGCGGCGGGCAACGGCGCCCACGUGCUCGCCUUCUCCACCGUUGUCGGCCCCAGCAUGACUUUUGUCUUUGGCAUGAGCCUGUAAGACCGACCACCUCAGCGAGGACGAGAAUCAAGAAGGGGCUGGGAGGGGGUCUUAAAGCAGGCGAUUGCCGCUGAAUGACAUCACGGCGAUGGGCACAGCGUGGGAAUUGCGUUUGUGCGUGGUAUGCUGGGUCUAAUGUACAUGUGAUGCUUUGAUACCAGUUCACCCUCUGGAUGCCGAAAUCUUCUCUUUCUCGUUCACGUAUAUUAGAUAGAACACUGCAUAUGUGGUACACGGUUGCUACCACUGUUACGAGUAACAACAGCAGC